AUGAGAGAGACCAAUGAGAGAGACCAGCUACUAACUAAGAUCACCAACCUCACAGAAGAGAGAGACCAGCUACUAACUAAGAUCACCAACCUCACAGAAGAGAGAGACCAGCUACUAACUAAGAUCACCAACCUCACAGAGAGAGACCAGCUACUAACUAAGAUCACCAACCUCACAGAUGAGAGAGACCAGCUACUAACUAAGAUCACCAACCUCACAGAUGAGAGAGACCAGCUACUAACUAAGAUCACCAACCUCACAGAUGAGAGAGACCAGCUACUAACUAAGAUCACCAACCUCACAGAUGAGAGAGACCAGCUACUAACUAAGAUCACCAACCUCACAGAAGAGAGAGACCAGCUACUAACUAAGAUCACCAACCUCACAGAAGAGAGAGACCAGCUACUAACUAAGAUCACCAACCUCACAGAUGAGAGAGACCAGCUACUAACUAAGAUCACCAACCUCACAGAAGAGAGAGACCUGCUACUAACCAACAAUAUGAACCUCACAGAAGAGAGAAACCAGCUGAAAUCAGAAAAAAGUGAACUUCAGAAGUUUUCUGCUGGUGUUUGCCAGUUCUUCAGUCUAAACGGUGGAUGGAAGUGCCAUCAAUCCAGUCUUUACUUCAUUUCCUCUGAGACGAAGAGCUGGACUGAGAGCAGAAGAUACUGUACAGACAGAAGAGCAGAUCUGAUCAUCAUAAACAACACAGAGGAACAAGAUUUUGUGAAGGACAUUUCUGGUGGUGAUUUAGUCUGGAUUGGUCUGACUGACAGAGAUGUGGAGGGCAAAUGGAAAUGGGUUGAUGGCAGCGAUGUGACCUCUGGGUUCUGGGAGGAUGGACAACCGAAUAUACCCCAGACAAAAGAAGAAGUCUGUGCUCUAAUUCACUCACCAGAAUGGGCUGAUUUUCCAUGUGGUGAUAACAGUGUCAGCUCGACAGAUGUCAUUGCCAAGCGGGAUGUUCCCAUUGACAUCUUCAGUCAGGGUGGCAUAGCUGUAAUCGGCAGCAGAUUUCACACUAAGGUGGCAUUUGUCCUCUGA
This is a messenger RNA of Onychostoma macrolepis, 1047 nucleotides long. Its product is annotated as CD209 antigen-like protein B. The record is from RefSeq and is a predicted model, not a curated record. NCBI's taxonomy places the organism in Eukaryota, Metazoa, Chordata, Actinopteri, Cypriniformes, Cyprinidae. The coding region runs from base 1 to 1047 and encodes 348 amino acids. The transcript has 6 exons.